AUGAAAUCCUACAAGAUCGCAGCCAUUCCCGCCGACGGGAUCGGCCCGGAGGUCGUGUCCGCGGGCAUCGAGGUGCUGCAGGCGCUCACGGCCAAGCUGCAGAGCUUCUCGCUGGAGUUCACUCACCUCGACUGGAGCUCGGAGACGUACAAAAAGACCGGAAAGUAUAUCCCGGAUGGCGGGCUGGAGGUGCUGAAGAAGCACGAUGCGAUUCUGUUUGGUGCCGUCGGUGCUCCGGAUGUCCCCGACCACAUCUCCCUCUGGGGUCUACGUCUCGCCAUCUGCCAGCCGCUGCAACAAUACGCCAACGUGCGUCCGACCCGCGUGCUCCGCGGCACCCAAUCUCCCUUGCGCGACUGCCCGCCCGGCAAGCUGGACUGGGUGAUCAUCCGCGAGAACAGCGAGGGCGAGUACGCCGGACAGGGCGGACGGUCACACGUCGGAUGGCCGUGGGAGGUGGCGACAGAGACGGCGAUAUUCUCGCGGGUGGGCGUGGAGCGCAUCAUGCGGUUUGCGUUUGAGACGGCGCAGAAGCGACCGCGCAAGAAGCUCACUGUCGUCAGCAAGAGCAACGCGCAGCGCAACGGGAUGGUGCUGUGGGACGAGGUAGCCAGCAUCGUGGCGCGGGACUUUCCCGACGUGCAGGUCGACAAGAUGCUGGUGGACGCGAUGACGACGCGGAUGGUGCUGAAGCCGGAGAGUAUCGACACAAUUGUAGCGAGCAAUCUGCACGCGGAUAUUCUGUCCGACUUAGCGGCCGCGCUCGCCGGCUCGAUCGGAAUCGCGCCGACGUCCAACCUGGAUCCCACGCGGCAGCAUCCUAGCAUGUUCGAGCCGAUCCACGGGUCUGCGUUUGACAUCACGGGCAAGGGGAUUGCCAAUCCGGUGGCGACGUUCUGGACGGCGGCGGAGAUGCUGGGAUGGUUGGGCGAGGAGACGGCGGCGCAGAAACUGAUGGAGUGUGUGGAGACCGUAUGCGCCAGUGGGCUGUUGACGGCGGAUCUAGGAGGGACGGCCACGACGAAGGAGGUGACGGCAGCGGUGGUUGCAGCGAUCCAGCAGCUGUAA
Aspergillus terreus NIH2624 is the source of this 1068-nucleotide messenger RNA. Its product is annotated as putative tartrate dehydrogenase. The record is from RefSeq and is a predicted model, not a curated record. The transcript has 3 exons. Bases 1 to 1068 code for a protein of 355 amino acids. Gene Ontology annotation, molecular function: oxidoreductase activity, acting on the CH-OH group of donors, NAD or NADP as acceptor; magnesium ion binding; NAD binding. NCBI's taxonomy places the organism in Eukaryota, Fungi, Ascomycota, Eurotiomycetes, Eurotiales, Aspergillaceae.